Pecten maximus is the source of this 612-nucleotide messenger RNA. Its product is annotated as serine/arginine repetitive matrix protein 4-like. NCBI's taxonomy places the organism in Eukaryota, Metazoa, Mollusca, Bivalvia, Pectinida, Pectinidae. The record is from RefSeq and is a predicted model, not a curated record. The coding region runs from base 1 to 612 and encodes 203 amino acids. The transcript has a single exon.
AUGUCCAUGGAAUCCAGUAUGCAGGGUCAGACAGAUUGGUGUUCUACAUCAGCAUCUGUCGACACAAGGUCCCCGUAUCACACAAGGUCACUGAAGGGUCAUAAAGGUGACCGAUACUCUAGACACCGUCGCCAGUCACCUAGGACUACAACCUCGCAUGGUAAGUCUGAAAUCCAGGAAUCGCGUACGCGUAAAAGUUCCAAAGACUCAAGGUCGUCUCGAUCAGAGUUCAAGGCCACGCGCUCGAAAGGGUCAAGGUCAGACAAAUACCAAAGGUCGCGAUCGAGGUCAUCAAGCUCGUCCUCGCCAGAGGGGAGGUACUUAUCUGACAAAGUUCAGCAUAAGGAACACAAAUCCUCUAAAUCGCGGUAUCACAAAAGUAAGCACGAGGGAAAAAAGUACUUUAGUUCUUCAAAUGAUUCCUCCAACAGCAGUUCUGAGGAAGGAAGUCCGGAGCGGUUUUCUAAAUCGCGAAGGGGUAACCCAACAAAGUUACCAAAAAACCUAAAGUAUGAUAGGAAAACAAACUGGCUGACCUUCAAACAGAAGUUCGAGCGCUUCAGGUCUGUUCUACGGUGGUCAGAUACUGAGAGCAGGAAAGUAAAGCCUUAG